CUGAAGGAGGAAGCAGUGGUCCUAGGAGGGCAGGCGGCCAAUGGAAAGUCCUAAGGAGGAAACGAGCUUGAUGCCUUUGAGAGACUAAAGGGUGGUGGGUGUUUCCUGGGGUGCAGAUGAUGGCCUCGUAUUGUCAGCUGUGGUCUCUGCCUCCUAGGACCUGCCUGUGGGGAGGGACCGGAAGGGGGGAGCAUCUUCCCAAGAAUGGGGGGCACGGGCCAGCCUGACCUUGACUCACUGAUGGAACCAGCUCUCCCCGCAGUGUCUCUAUGUCCAGAAGUCUUGAGCCUGGUUCCUUUACCUUAGGCCAGUGUAAUUCAGAAAACGAGUCAUUGCAAGUCACUGGUGGGAGCUAUUGGGAAGGCUCCAGACCGGGACAAGGGGGGCCAAGGUAGGAUUCCAGCAAGGAGGGCUUUGCAGGAAACGUGCUUUGUGUGGCCAUGGCUAUUGGCUUCACCUGCCUAGGAGGGGUGGGGUGGGGCGAGUGCAGCCCAGAAGGAUGGAGGCCACUGGCCACGAGUGGGGGCUUCCCUCUUUGCUGCAGCCCUCUUCAACGCCCAAGGAGCCCAGGCCCAGCAGGAGAGGCCGGGGCAGAGUGCUGGCUUGAUGCUAGAAACUAGGCUGGAGGAAGGAGUUAAGAAGGCUGGGCUGAUGGCCGCAGAGACAGAGCUGUGUUUAUCCAGGAAAAGAGGUCGUACGUAGGCAACGGAGGCCCCUGCCAGCUCCUCCCAGUAGGACUGGGCUGGGGGAGCAAGCUGGAGAGGAAGCUGCUCAGCUCGGGGCUCUGAACGCCUCCCGGGCAGAGGCCAGAACCCAGCGGCGGCCCACAGCUCCGCCCAGGCCUCCACUGAGACGCUGCAUUUGGACCCCGUUGGCCUCGCAGGGUUGGCACUUUCAUCAGCCCCACCACACCGCAUGUGGCUCCUGGAGAAAGCUGGCUACAAGGUGGGGACCACGGAGCCCGGGGCCUGGUGGGCGCCCUGCAGCCUGUUCCCUAAGCGCCGCGCCCCGGGCCCGCCCGCGCGCGCCUGCCCCAACGUCCUGACCCCCGAUCGCAUCCCGCAGUUCUUCAUCCCGCCUCGGCUCUCGGACCCCGGCGGGGCCGAGCCGCCGUCCCCGCGCGAGGCGGGCAGGCCCGGGCUCCCGGCGGCCUGCUCGCUGCCGCACCUGGCGGGCCGCGAGGGCUGGGCCUUCCUGCCCGAGAGCCCGCACACGCGCCGGCGCGAGUCCCUGUUCCACCCGCCGCCGCCCGCCCCCGCCGGGGGUCUUACCCCGGCGGCCGCCCGGCUGCACCUCUCCGCCCCGGACCUGCGCCUCUGCUGGGCCCCCGACAGCGACACGGCCUCGUCGCCCGACUCGUCGCCCUUCGGCUCGCCGCGGCCGCCCGGGCCGCACGCGCGGUCCCCCGAGGGGCCGGGCUCCGCCGACAGCAGCCCGCGCGCGCCGCGCCGCCCGGGGUCCGCGCCGCCGCCGCCGCUCUUCCACCUGGACUUCCUGUGCCGCCCGCUGCCGCCGACCAAGGAGAGCGUGCUGCGCCUCGGGCCCCGCGGCGGGCAGCUGCGGCUCUCCGCCGAGUACCAGGCGGCGCCCGGCCGCCUGCGGCUGCGCCUGGUCAGCGCCGAGGGGCUGCCCCGGGAGCGGGCCGGGCCCGGGGGCGGCGGGGGCGGCUGCUUCGUGGUGCUGGGGCUGCGGCCGCACGUCCGGCCGCGGAGCCAGCGGAGCCGCGUGGUCAGAUGCAGCGCCAACCCCAUCUUCAACGAGGACUUCUUCUUCGACGGGCUGGGCCCGGCGGAACUGGCCGCCCGCAGUCUGAGGGCCAAGGUGCAGGACAGGGGCGCGGGGUUGCGUAGGGACGUGCUGCUGGGCGAGUGUGAGGCGCCCCUUAUCGCCCUGCUGCCCCCCUUGGGUGGGGGGCCAGGGCCAGGGGCGUCCCUGGCGCCCACCCAUCUCAGCCUGUAGACGGAGACUUCUCUUGCUCAGGGGCUCUCCGUGGGGCCUGCGGUCCCCAUUCCUUCCAUCUGCCCCACAUGUAUUUAUUUUUGCUAAUAAAAGGUCUGUGUGUCUCUAGCGGGAUCUCUCCGCUUUGGGGCGCCCUGCACUCUCAGAUCUGCAGCCUACCCUCUUCCCUCUGCCUUGGCCAUACAGGGAGGGAAGAAGCUCAUUCGGAUUGUUUGAGUUGAAGCAGACCUGAAGCAGUGCUUUGCAUCGGAAUAACCAGACAUCAGAAAUCCGGGGGUGGGGGUGGGGGAGCUUGCGAAACACGCAGGGUCCUGGGC
Messenger RNA from Rhinolophus ferrumequinum (greater horseshoe bat), 2276 nucleotides. RefSeq names its product C2 calcium dependent domain containing 4D (gene C2CD4D). Bases 916 to 1959 code for a protein of 347 amino acids. Lineage: Eukaryota; Metazoa; Chordata; Mammalia; Chiroptera; Rhinolophidae. The record is from RefSeq and is a predicted model, not a curated record. The transcript has 2 exons.